AUGACUGCUGCGUGGAAAGCCGCCGGUUUGACCUACAACCGCUUCCUGGCCGUUUCGGCCCGCGCCAUUCGACGAAGCCUCAAGGAGGACAAGCGAAUUGUCGCUGAGCGCCGUGCUACUUCCGAGCUGCGAUUUGCUACCUGGAAGAACGGCAAGGCCGGCGAGACCCGAGACCUUAACGCUGCGAACAAUGCUGCCAUUGCCGAGAACGCCUCUUCUUAA
This is a messenger RNA of Trichoderma gamsii, 222 nucleotides long. RefSeq lists its product as hypothetical. Gene Ontology annotation, molecular function: proton-transporting ATP synthase activity, rotational mechanism. Gene Ontology annotation, cellular component: mitochondrial inner membrane. The transcript has 3 exons. The coding region runs from base 1 to 222 and encodes 73 amino acids. Gene Ontology annotation, biological process: proton motive force-driven mitochondrial ATP synthesis. The record is from RefSeq and is a predicted model, not a curated record. NCBI's taxonomy places the organism in Eukaryota, Fungi, Ascomycota, Sordariomycetes, Hypocreales, Hypocreaceae.